UUUUAUUUUUAUUUUUUCACCUUUAUUUAACCAGGUAGGCCAGUUGAGAACAAGUUCUCAUUUACAGCUGUGACCUGACCAAGAUAAAGCAAAGCAGUGCGACAAAAACAACAACACAGUUACACAUGGAAUAAACAAACGUACAGUUAAUAACAAUAGAAAAGAAAGUCUAUAUACAGUGUGUGCAAAUGGCAUGAGGAGGUAUGGCAAUAAAUAGGCCAUAGUAGCAAAGUCAUUACAAUUUAGCAGAUUAACACUGGAGUGAUAGAUGAGCAGAUGAUGGUGUGUAAGUAGUGAUACUGGUGUGCAAAAGAGCAGCAAAGUAAAUAAAAACAAUAUGGGGAUGAGGUAGGUAGAUUGGGUGGGCUAUUUACAGAUGGACUACGUACAGCUGCAGCAAUCGGUUAGCUGCUCAGAUAGCUGAUGUUUAGUUAGUGAGGGAAAUGUAACUCUCCAGCUUCAGCGAUUUUUGCAAUUCGUUCCAGUCACUGGCAGCAGAGAACUGGAAGGAAAGGCGGCCAAAGGAGGUGUUGGCUUUGGGGAUGACCAGUGAGAUAUACGAGGCAACUGUAGUGACUACUGGACGCCUGUAGUGACUAGCAUUAUGGGAUGUGGCACCUCCGUCACCACCGACAACAAGGGGAGGAGACUGACGACAGACGAGAUGGCCAAGAACACUCCCAGCCCUGCACUGGCUAUGAAGGCAGCCAUCCUGAUCCAGCGCUGGUACAGACGUUACAUAGCCAGGUUAGAGAUGAGACAGCGAUACACCUGGAACAUCUUCCAGUCUAUAGAGUAUGCUGGGGAGCAGGACCAGCUACAGCUCUCCAGUUUCUUCAGUUUCAUGCUGGACAACUUCACUCAACCCAAUGGGAAUGGUCCAGAUCUGAUCUCCCACCUGCUGGACCCAGUGGUUGACCCGUGGUCAGACAGAGAGAGACAGACCAUGUAUGAACAGAUCACUGUUCCUGAGUCCUACAGCGGUCCUCACCUCAGCUUCCCCCUCACCGUCUCUCACACCAACGCCCUGCUCUCUGCAUUCAAAGAACAACAGCCUCUCCACAGCAGAUACAUGCUGCAGUUGUUACAGCAGACUAAGAAGCUCCUGAAACAGAUGCCAAACGUCAUUCAGCUGUCCACACCCUAUGCCAAGGAGAUCACAAUAUGUGGAGAUUUACAUGGCCGACUAGAUGACUUGCUGCUCAUAUUCUACAAGAACGGCCUCCCCUCGGCAGAGACUCCGUACGUGUUCAACGGAGACUUUGUGGACCGAGGGAAGAAGUCUGUGGAGAUCAUUAUCCUGCUGUUUGCCUACCUGCUCCUCUACCCUGACCACAUGACCCUGAACAGAGGCAACCACGAGGACCACAUCAUGAACCUCCGAUAUGGAUUCACUAAAGAAGUUAUGCAGAAGUACAAGACACAUGGCAGGGACAUCCUACUGCUGCUCCAGGAUGUGUUCAGCCUCCUCCCCAUAGCAACAGUCAUCGACAACAAGGUGCUCAUUGUCCACGGAGGAAUAUCAGACAUGACGGACCUGGAUUUCCUCAACUCUAUAGAGAGACACAAGGUGAAAUCUGCCCUGAGGCUUCCUAGGAAGAGUCUGAACCAUCCGGAGGGCCAGCCAGAGAGUCCCCGGUGUAGGAGCAGGGGUCAGCCAGAGAGUCUCCGGUGUAGGAGCAGGGGUCAGCCAGAGAGUCCCCGGUGUAGGAGCAGGGGCCAGCCAGAGAGUCCCCGGUGUAGGAGCAGGGGUCAGCAAGAGAGCCCCCAGUGUAGGAGCAGGGGUCAGGACCAUGGCAACACCCCCAAGAAGAGACGUCACCUCACCAGACAGGGCAGCUCCUCCUCUUCCUCCUCAUCUUCGCUGUGCUCCCCCCGGGGGUCGUCCCGCCGCUGCCUUUCUCCCAGCAUGCUGAGCCCCACCAACAACCUUCAGGUGCCCUUCCUGGACUCCUUCACCGCCCUCCCCGUCCGUCAGCCGCCCAGGGAGGAGUUGGAGUGGAAACAGGUAGUAGAUUUGCUGUGGAGCGACCCGAAGAGCCAGCCAGGCUGCAGUCCCAACACCUUCAGGGGAGGAGGCAGUUACUUCGGGCCAGACGUGACCAGACGCCUGCUGGAGAGACACGGCAUGACUCUGCUGAUCAGAUCACAUGAGUGUAAACAGGAGGGCUACGAACUCUGCCACGACGGACAGGUGAUCACCAUUUUCUCUGCGUCUAACUACUAUGAGGAGGGUAGUAACCGUGGAGCCUACAUUAAGCUGGGCAGAGAGCUGGUCCCUCGCUUCUUCCAGUACCAGGUCAGCAGGAACACCAGGAAACUCACCCUGACUCAGAGGGUGAAUGUGGCAGAGGGUUCGGCUGUAAGGGCUGUACAGGAGAAGCUGUUUGCCCACCGCUCAGAACUCAUGGCUGCCUUUCAGCAGUAUGACACAAGUAACAGUGGCUGUAUCUCUGUCAGUGAGUGGGCCCUGGUGGUGGAGUCAGUCCUGAGCCUGGACCUGCCCUGGAGGACUCUGCGCCCGCGCCUGGCACGGCUGGCACCAGAUGGCAGCAUCGACUACCAGUCCUGCUUCGAGGACAUGGGCCCAGGACAACCCAUACCCCAGGUCACUCCAAACUUGGCUGAAACUCUUUACAGAUAUCGAACAGACCUUGAGAUUAUCUUCAACAUCAUGGACAAAGACCACUCUGGUCAGAUCUCCAUCGAGGAGUUCCGUCAGACCUGGCGUCUGUUUAGUGCUCACCUGGGUGUGGAGGUGGAUGAUCGGGCCAUAGAUGAACUGGCUAAGAGUAUAGACUUCAACAAGGAUGGCAGCAUCGACUUCAACGAGUUCCUAGAGGCCUUCAGGGUGGUGCACAAACUGGAUGUUAAGGACCAACAGCAGGGCUGAGAGAAAUCUUGUUGUAGACCUGAAGACUCACAUUAGCUACCCGGGCAAUGACUUGGCUUUAGCUCAGUGAGCCAACACUGGCAGCAGGGCUGAGAGAACUACAAAGACCAGUGGCCCGGUUGAGAGAACUACAAAGACCAGUGGCUACACAGACCAGCGGCUAGGCUGAGAGAUCUACAAAGACCAGCAGCUAGGCUGAUAGAACUACAAAGACCAGCAGCUAUGCUGAGAGCGAACUACAAAGACCAGCAGCUAUGCUGAGAGAGAACUACAAAGACCAGCAGCUAGGCUGAGAGAGAACUACAAAGACCAGCAGCUAGGCUGAGAGAGAACUACAAAGACCAGCAGCUAGGCUGAGAGCGAACUACAAAGACCAGCAGCUAUGCUGAGAGAGAACUACAAAGACCAGCAGCUAUGCUGAGAGAGAACUACAAAGACCAGCAGCUAUGCUGAGAGAGAACUACAAAGACCAGCAGCUAUGCUGAGAGGUCUACAAAGACCAGCAGCUAGGCUGAGAGGUCUACAAAGACCAGCAGUUAGGCUGAGAGAACUACAAAGACCAGCAGCUAUGCUGAGAGAGAACUACAAAGAUCAGCAGCUAUGCUGAGAGAGAACUACAAAGACCAGCAGCUAUGCUGAGAGAGAACUACAAAGACCAGCAGCUAUGCUGAGAGAGAACUACAAAGACCAGCAGCUAUGCUGAGAGAGAACUACAAAGACCAGCAGCUAUGCUGAGAGAGAACUACAACGACCAGCAGCUAUGCUGAGAGAAAACUACAACGACCAGCAGCUAUGCUGAGAGAAAACUACAAAGACCAGCAGCUAUGCUGAGAGAAAACUACAAAGACCAGCAGCUAUGCUGAGAGAAAACUACAAAGACCAGCAGCAGGCUUGAGGGGAGCCAUGCUCGCCUUGGCUUUAGCUCUGCAGGCUUAAACAGUCUUGUGGUCAACCAUACACUCAGUGUAGCACAUGCAGUUGUGUAACAGUAUAACUUUAAACCAUCCCCUCGCCCCGACACGGGCGCGAACCAGGGACCCUCUGCACACAUCAACAACAGUCACCCACGAAGCGUCGUUACCCAUCGCUCCACAAAGGCCACGGCCCUUGCAGAGCAAGGGGCAACACUACAUCUAGGUUUCAGAGCAAGUGACGUAACUGAUUGAAACGCUACUAGCGCGUACCCGCUAACUAGCUAGCCAUUUCACAUCCGUUACACUCACCCCCCUUUCAACCUCCUCCUUUUCCGCAGCAACCAGUGAUCCGGGUCAACAGCAUCAAUGUAACAGUAUAACUUUAAACCGUCCCCUCGCCCCGACACGGGCGCGAACCAGGGACCCUCUGCACACAUUAACAACAGUCACCCACGAAGCGUCGUUACCCAUCGCUCCACAAAAGCCGCGGCCCUUGCAGAGCAAGGGGCAACACUACAUCUAGGUUUCAGAGCAAGUAACGUAACUGAUUGAAACGCUACUAGCGCGUACCCGCUAACUAGCUAGCCAUUUCACAUCCGUUACACUUGCAUGAGUCAGGAAUCUUGUAGAUCGAGGAGGUGUGGUCUCCCUUCUCCCUGUGGUGUAGAACAUGUCUCAGAGGAGAACACACUACUCUCACCAGCUACUGAUAUGGAGACGGACCAACACACGUGAGGUUUCUACAGACAAAGCAGUCAAGAGCUCCCCGCGGCAUGUCCUAGCUCUGCUCUGCAGACGAACAGCACUGUGCCCCAUCUUUUCUAGGUCUGAGACAGGGCUGUAACUCUGAGACCAGACUGCUACAUCCUCUCUUCAGGGUUAAAGGUCCAAUGCAGACGUUUUCAUUUGAAAUAAAUCUCGAUAUUAAAUCAUUUCUGGGUAAGUACCUUACUGUGAUUGUUUUCAUUAAAAUGGUCAAAAAGAAACUGAACUAGCUUCUUAGCAAAGAGCCUUUUCUCAAGCAAGAAUGUAUCUGACUGUCUGGGAGUGGUCUGGAAAACUGCAAAUGAUCUGUUAUUGGCAGAGAGGUUUCGACGUCUUUCUUAUUGUUCGAUUAACCCAUUUACCUCCUGGUGAUGUCACUAGGCAGGCCAAAACCAUCCCACCAGAACAGGCUGACAUGUAUUUUUACACACCUCUUCCACUUAAGAGGUCAUUAUCGUAGUUUUCUAAAUUGAACAGUAUUAUUCCAACCUCAUAAACGCAGCAUGUACAGUGUUGGUCCCAUGUUUCAUGAAGCUGAAAUAAACAAUCCCACAAAUGUUACAA
Molecule: messenger RNA, 5136 nt
Organism: Salvelinus fontinalis (brook trout)
Lineage: Eukaryota; Metazoa; Chordata; Actinopteri; Salmoniformes; Salmonidae
Product: serine/threonine-protein phosphatase with EF-hands 1-like
Exons: 19
Coding region: 605-2893 (762 amino acids)
Biological process (GO): detection of stimulus involved in sensory perception
Cellular component (GO): cytosol; nucleus
Molecular function (GO): protein binding; iron ion binding; manganese ion binding
Source: RefSeq, a predicted model, not a curated record